CAUCCUGGAUUGUCGAGCCGACUGCGUCAUAAAUUAAAAGAUAAGUCGUUUCACGAUAUUUUUGUUGUAAUCGUUCAUUUUACUUUUCAAUUCAGUUUUCCUGACUUUUAUUCUAGAUUUCCUGCUGAAAUGGACAAAAAAAUGUAUGAUUUUUCCAACCCUAAUGAUGUUGCCGAAAUUAGAAAACUCCUCGAGGAUGAUGCUUCUGAUGAUCCAGAGCUGGUUGAGGAAAAUACCGGAGAGCAGCAAAAGCCAGAAGUGAUUACGUUUUACAAUACCACCAAAGGUGGAGUUGACACUGCUGAUCAAAUGUGUACGUUCAGUGUGAGCCGGAACACAAGACGCUGGCCAAUGGUCAUCUUCUUUGCCUGUCUGAACGUAGCCGGCAUAAAUUCUCAAGUAAUUUCGAUUGCUAAUAAACUGGAACCUCUAAAAAGGAGAAUCUUCCUCAAAACUUUGUCACAUCAACUUACGAUUGGACAACUAGCACGACGAAGUCUAAAUACAAGUGGAAUGCCGACUCACCUACAAUCCCGCUUGAAAAGGUUUUUACCACAAGAAAAACCUGAAAAUACGCCCACCUUACCCCCAAAAAGACGCAAAUGUGGCAUGUGCAUGGCUGAAACAGGAUUUAGAAGGAUGACAAAUUACGAAUGUAAAAAUUGUCUGCCUUAGCCACGUAAAUCCACUGUGCCAAGCCUGUUAUUCAGCUGCAGAUUUCGAAGAUUCAGCAUAGGUUUCUGCCCGCUACAGCGGCAAUGAAUGGUUGCGCCACAUCAGACUGUAUACUACAUUUUUUCCAGUAUUUUUUAAUAUUAUGAUACUUGGUUUGAUUAAUUUUUGAAAACUUGUACAAAAUUCGCAAUUUUGGUUGUUUUAGUUUAAGCUUUAUUAGAUUCAAUAAACUCGUUUGUUUCCAUCCGAUUUGGUGUAUUUGAUUUCUGUAAAUCCAAGCAAAGGCUGCCUUAAUGGUGUU
Cimex lectularius (bed bug) is the source of this 976-nucleotide messenger RNA. RefSeq lists its product as uncharacterized. The record is from RefSeq and is a predicted model, not a curated record. The transcript has a single exon. The coding region runs from base 130 to 675 and encodes 181 amino acids. Lineage: Eukaryota; Metazoa; Arthropoda; Insecta; Hemiptera; Cimicidae.